Maudiozyma saulgeensis is the source of this 2145-nucleotide messenger RNA. Lineage: Eukaryota; Fungi; Ascomycota; Saccharomycetes; Saccharomycetales; Saccharomycetaceae. The record is from the annotation of a GenBank genome assembly.
AUGUUGAUCUUUCGUUGUAAUCGACAAUUUAGUCAUUCACUGUAUAACUCUUAUGGUAGGGUGCUACUCAAGAACAAUCCGUUAAAGGCCACACAUUACAUUUCAACAAAAUAUGCUAACCAAACAAUAUCAAACAGUGUGGGAUUGACUGGUCUGACUCUAAAGAGAUUUGCCAGUAACGUACCGGUGAAAAAGCAUGCCAACACAAUUCCGAAAGUUGCUGCUACACCACCUAAAACGAAUCCACAAUCAAAGGCCCCAACAAUCUCAGAGUUAAAGAUUCUAAAGGAUCUUUUUAAAUAUAUAUGGCCGAAAGGAGACAAUAAAGUUAAGUCAAGGGUAUUGAUAGCUCUUUCUCUGUUAAUUGGUGCUAAACUUCUAAAUGUACAAGUUCCUUUCUUCUUCAAACAAACCAUCGAUUCAAUGAAUGUUGAAUGGAGUGAUCCAACAAUUGCAUUACCUGCAGCAAUUGGUUUAACGAUAUUUUCUUAUGGUGUUGCAAGAUUUGGUGCUGUGUUAUUAGGUGAAUUAAGAAAUGCAAUAUUUGCUAAAGUUGCUCAAAAUGCCAUCAGAACAGUUUCACUUGAGACAUUUCAACAUUUAAUGAAAUUAGAUUUAGGGUGGCAUUUAAGUAGACAAACUGGUGGUUUAACAAGAGCAAUGGAUAGGGGUACUAAAGGUAUAUCGUACGUGCUAAAUGCAAUGGUGUUCCAUAUCAUUCCAAUUACAUUUGAAAUAUCUGUUGUUUGUGGUAUACUUACUUACCAAUUUGGCGCAUCAUUCGCAGGAAUUACUUUUACUACAAUGUUAUUAUAUACAAUUUUUACAAUCCGGACUACAGCAUGGAGAACUCAAUUCAGACGAAAUGCUAACAAGGCCGAUAAUAAAGGUGCCAGUAUUGCUCUAGAUUCAUUGAUUAAUUUUGAAGCUGUAAAAUAUUUUAAUAAUGAAAAUUAUUUGGCUUCUAAAUACAACAAAUCAUUGGUAAGUUAUAGGGAUUCUCAAAUAAAAGUAUCGCAAUCGUUAGCGUUUUUAAAUUCAGGUCAAAAUUUUAUUUUUACAUCAGCAUUAACCGCUAUGAUGUAUAUGGGUUGCACAGGUGUCCUUGGCGGAAGUCUUACUGUUGGUGAUCUAGUUUUAAUCAAUCAAUUAGUCUUCCAACUUUCUGUUCCAUUGAAUUUCUUAGGUAGUGUUUAUCGUGAAUUAAAACAGUCUUUAAUUGAUAUGGAAUCAUUGUUUAAAUUAAGAAAAAAUGAAAUUAUUAUUCAAAACUCCGAAAAUCCAUUAGAAAUAAAUCCCCAAACAACAAGUCAAAAUGGAGGUCAUAUCCCAUUUGAGAUCAAAUUCGAAAACGUUACGUUUGGUUACCAUCCAGAUAGAAAGAUAUUAAAGAAUGCAUCAUUUAUUAUUCCUGCUGGUUCUAAGACUGCUGUCGUAGGACCAUCAGGUAGUGGUAAAUCUACAAUUCUUAAAUUAGUAUUUAGAUUUUAUGAUCCCCAAGAAGGUCGAAUUCUUAUCAACGGGGUAGAUGUUAGAGAUAUGGAAAUCAAUUCAUUACGUAAAUUAAUUGGUGUCGUUCCACAAGACACACCGUUAUUCAAUGAUACUAUAUGGGAGAAUGUUAAAUUUGGUAGAAUUGAUGCUACAGAAUCCGAAAUCAACGAUGUUAUUGAAAAAGCACAAUUAAGAGGCUUAAUAGAUAAAUUACCACAGGGUCUAGAGACUAUUGUUGGUGAAAGAGGUCUAAUGAUUAGUGGUGGUGAAAAACAAAGAUUAGCCAUUGCUAGGGUACUUUUAAAGAAUGCAGAUAUUAUGUUUUUCGAUGAAGCAACUAGUGCUUUGGAUACACAUACAGAACAAGCGUUAUUGAAAACAAUUCGUUCUAACUUCAAAGAUCGUUCAAGAACAAGUAUUUAUAUCGCACAUAGAUUAAGAACUAUUGCAGACGCAGACAAAAUCAUUGUUCUAGAUGAUGGAUCUGUCAAGGAAGAAGGUACACAUUCUGGGCUAUUGUCAAAAGAACAUUCAUUGUAUAAGGAUCUCUGGAAUAUACAAGAGAAUUUGGAUAUGAUAGAAGAAGUACUAGAGGAAGAAAAGACACAUGAAGCAGGAAACAAAGAUAAUAAUUUAUUAAAAACAAAAUAG